ACUGGAAUCCUCUCUGGACCCAUACAAACUAAUGAUAAUUGGAUCGAUUAUGUAUAAAGCAGUACAUACAGCUUUAGUUGGUUAGCAUAAACCAGCUUACAGCUUAAGCUAGUUAGUAUAACCUAAAACAUACAACUUUAGCAGGUGCUGAUAAACCAACAAACAACAUUACCUGGUUUGCAUAAGCUACCAGAUAAAGCUUUAGCUUUUAGCAUAAACCAACACAUACAGCCGAGGCUGGUUAGCAUAAACCAACACAAACAGCUGAGGCUGGUUAGCAUAAACUAACACAUACAGCCGAGGCUGGUUAGCAUAAACCAACACAAACUUUAUCUGGUUGGCUAGUUUUUUUUAACAGUGAGGAGAAGAGUCUGAAUGAAUGGUGUUUAUCUGAACCUUUUUUCUCCUACAUAGUCUCCCCAGGGCUGUGUCUUCUCACCACUGUUAUUUGUUUUACAGAAUAAUGACUGCCAGAACCAUCGCAGUGGACAUCACAUCAUCAAAUUUGCUGAUGAUCCUGUCAUUGUGUCACUUCUUAGCAGGGAAAUCCAUAAACAUGGCUUGGUUGUCAAUUACUUUAAAUUGGUGCCAAGAAUCAUUUUUAAGUUUUAACAUGACUAAAACAAAAUAAAUUUGCAUAGACUUAGGGAAAAAUCACAACACUGAUCUCCCCCAGUGGUAAUUAAUGACCAAACAGUGGUCAUUAAUGGAUAAACCAACACACAACUUUAGCAGGUGCCAGAUCUGAUCGACACUUUUCAUGUUCAUAGUUUUUAGUUGGACAACAUUUCUAAAAAUCCUUUUUUUUAUCGCUCUUGGUAAUAUUCUAAUCUUCUCAGAUACUGAAUUUCAGGUUUUAUAAUCAUCAAAAUGAAAAGAAACAAACAUUUGAAAUAUAUCAGUCUGUGUGUAAUGAAUAAAAAUAAUAUACAAAUUUCACUUUAUGAAUGGAAUAACUGAAAUAAACCAACUUUUCAUGAUAUUCUACUUUUAUGACCAGCACCUGUAGACCUUGUUGAGACAGAACUUUGCCAUGACACAGACCUUUACAUAUACAGACCUUUACAUAUACAGACCUUUGCAAUGACAGACCCAUUUGAUGACCCAGAACCUUAGGAUGACCGUUCUUUACAUUGACACAGAACUUGAUACUGACAGGUUGACACUGAGCUCAUAAGCUGACUGAAAUCAGUAAGUGGUCAAAUCUGUAGCUGAAAAGGAUUGAAGCUCAGAUCCUUCCUUACUAAUCUCAGUUUGGCUUUCUCUGUAUUUAUUGAUGACUCAGGUGUAUCUAUGUACGUUCUCUUCACUUCAGUUUCCUUUCUUAAACCCUCCGCAGGAUGACCAGCUGUUCCAGAUGCAGUUUUGCACCAAAAACUGAAGACAAACAUCAGCUUAUCGGGACUUCUGAGACACUCUAAUGUGUGGGUGCAGUCCAGAAGACAGCAACAGGAACAGUUCAGUCUGAACGGACCAAACGUUUGUAUUGAAGUGGAACCAACAACUGAGGUAGCUGGGCCCAAAAGGAUGACAAGCCUAUUCAGACGCAGCAACAGCAACAAUGGAGGGUCUCAGAGCAGUGAAAGUGGAGGUGGUUCUGGUGCCACCCAUGGGCAGCUCAACAACAGCAGACCUAACCAGCUGGUCAGGCGCCUCGAGUUCAAUCAAGCCAUGGAGGACUUCAAGACCAUGUUCCCCUCAAUGGAUUACGAGGUGAUUGAGUGUGUGCUCCGCUCAAAUAACGGAGCUGUGGACGCCACCAUUGACCAGCUUCUUCAGAUGACUGUUGAUGGACAUGAUUCUGAUGACAGUUCUGACUCAGAUGACAGCAUUCCAGCAGAGAUUCUGGAGCGAACUUUAGAACCAGACAGCUCAGAUGAAGAACCACCUCCUGUUUACUCUCCACCUGCACGUGAUGUGUACCCCAAGGUCCCACCGACACCCCCACAACGACUGGAUACCCCUUCAGCAGGUGACCAGCAAGUUAGAAGCUACCGGAACUGGAAUCCCCCUCUCCUCGGAAAUCUCCCGGACGAUUUUUUGCGAAUACUGCCGCAGCAGUUAGACAGCUUUAAGAGCAGCAUAUCUCAGCCUUCAUCCUCCUCAUCGUCGACGUCCUCAAGUCAGAGGAUGGCUCAGCCUGGUUCUGUGUGUGGAGCUGCAGGAAGCUCUGAAGGUCAGAGUUUGGUGUCUGAAUCUCCAGAGCAGGAUGAUAAACUGAAGCAGUACCUGGAAGAUGAGCGCAUUGCCCUGUUCCUGCAGAAUGAGGAGUUCAUGAGAGAGCUGCAGCGUAACCAUGAUUUCCUGAUUGCAUUAGAAAGAGAUCGAUUGAAGUAUGAAUCAAAAAAAUCAAAGUCCAGUCGUUUAUCCGGCAUUGAUCCAUCCACAGGAGACGUGUACUCUGCAGCUUCAGUGGAGGCUGCCUCAGAUGAUGCUCUGUUCAGAGACAAACUCAGACAUAUGGGAAAGUCAACAAGAAAAAAACUGUUUGAAAUUGCCAGAUCGUUUUCUGAGAGGACAAAAAGAAGAAAGUCAAAAAGGACACUGAUGAAGUUGCAUUCAUUGGGCACAGCCAACUCAACAGCUAACCUCCUUGAAGAUGGUGAGGAGAACCCCAGUGAAGAAGAUGGUUUACCCAGAAGAGCAAACACCAACAAUGAUGAUUCUGAACAGCGCAAUCAACAACUUUGAUGAUGUUUCGCUGUGUUCCAGUUUUGUGAAGACGCAGCUGCUUCACACAGGUUCAGACUUUGUCAGCACCUGUAAAACACAGCAGCUGAUGUAAGGCUCAGCAAUGACUUCAUUUAGAGAGACUUGUCUGUAAAUUUAGUAAUUUAGAAGCUCCAUCAUGUAGUAUUAUUAAGAAAUGUUGUGAUGAGAGGUCUCACGGUUGCUUCCACUGAGAGGAUCAUCAGUGUGACGAUCUGAGAUUCUUUCUGGUCAUUGUUUUAUCAGAAACAGGAAGCCAGAGUGACAGCCCGCCAACAGAACGCGCUGCAGUUUCAAAGGGCUAACAUGUAAUUGAACUAAAUGAAAGGUCUCAGUCCAUAGAAGAAGCAGCAGUCUAGUUUCAUUAAUGUGAGGUGAACUGCUUCGUCUGUCUGUAUUUCAGACUCGGUUCCACUGUUUAGUCAAACCAUCACACAAGCAGCUGUGUGAAGAACAAGUGACACAAACACAGUCCAGCCUCAUACUAGAGCUCAGCUUUGUACUGAGCCUGCUUCUGGCCUCAAACCAUGCUCAGUUUCAUGAUUUAUUUAUGUAAACAGUUUUAUAUGACUUCACGUCCUCUCAUUUACGAUCACCUCCUGUUCCUUCUUGCAGAGAAACUUUGCUUCACUUGCUCUCCCCUUGGUUUCUCUUUUGUUUUUACAACUUCUUUAAAAAUAUAUUGGUGGUUCAGUUUUCUUUGUUGUGCAGGAUAUAGUUUGACCAAUCCCACACUGUUGUAGUGACCAGUGCUGUGGGCAGUACUUCUACAUUUUUAUCCUUGAAGGAGACCAAUUAUGGGUCCUAGAAAUGUUU
This is a messenger RNA of Austrofundulus limnaeus, 3525 nucleotides long. RefSeq names its product CUE domain containing 1b (gene cuedc1b). The coding region runs from base 1528 to 2691 and encodes 387 amino acids. Gene Ontology annotation, molecular function: ubiquitin binding. The record is from RefSeq and is a predicted model, not a curated record. Lineage: Eukaryota; Metazoa; Chordata; Actinopteri; Cyprinodontiformes; Rivulidae. The transcript is spliced from 10 exons.